Messenger RNA from Anopheles funestus (African malaria mosquito), 5325 nucleotides. RefSeq names its product fasciculation and elongation protein zeta-2 (gene Unc-76). Gene Ontology annotation, cellular component: axon; cytoplasm. The record is from RefSeq and is a predicted model, not a curated record. The transcript has 5 exons. Lineage: Eukaryota; Metazoa; Arthropoda; Insecta; Diptera; Culicidae. Bases 549 to 1847 code for a protein of 432 amino acids.
UGCCUGCUCUGUGCAAAACAUUGGACAUGGUUUCAGAAAGGGUGCUGCUUUGGUGCAGAAUUUUCAACACGCAAGAAAACGAACAACAUUGCCCUGGCACUGCGAUAUCGACCGACCGACAUAGUGCUUUUUGUCGCGGCGUAAUCGUUCACUGCUGGUAGUGCGUUGGCCGUGGAACUAGCUAGUGUUGUUAGAUUUAUGUAAAAGUGUGUGCCAGCUAUUGUUUUUGAUCGUGGUGAUAUAGAAUCAAACCUUAUUUGAUCGGAUUUGAUAGCCAGCAGGGGCGCGCGAUUGUGUGUGUGUGUACGUAUAGAGAGAAAGUUUGGUAGCAGUGUCCCCUCCGGAAGAAAAAAAAACGAGUGUUGUGAUUUGCUUGCCAUCCUACCCUUCCGCUGCGAAUGUGUGUUUCUCCAUCCAUUAGUAGGCUGCGGAAAACGAUAGCUGCCCAUUAUUGAAUACACCACCAACCCCGAACGUAGACUCUUCCGUACAUUCUCACCACCAACCCCCAAGACGCGAGUGUAUAGUUUUGCGCAAUAAAAAAAGUGAUGCGGGACCUGGCUAAUAAGAUGGCCGAACUCAAAUUCGAGGCACCAUUGGCACAGUUCGAGGAGAGUGACGAGUGGGGCCCGGUCGAGUACCAAUCGUCGAAUGUGGUUACCACCAACGGUAAGGCAGCGGCCGUCUCCAUCAGCGACACCCUGAAUCUGAACAAUCUGAAAGAAUCGCUCCGUUCGCUCGACGGUAACCAGCAGCAGCAACAGCAGCAACAUCUGAAAGAUGACGAUUUGAACGAGCUGAACGACAACCUGCUGCUCGGGGAUGAUACGGUGCGUGGCGGAAAUGGAGGCGACACGACCACGACCACUACCGCCAACAACAACAACAUUAAGGUUGGACCGAUCAAAGACAACAUAGAUUUUGCGGAAGCCUUUACCGGCAGUCUGGAGGAUUUGGUCAACACAUUCGACGAGAAGAUCACGAAAUGUUUCGGCAACUACGAGCAAUCCGUUGAGGAACUGGCCCCGGUGCAGGUUCGCUCACAGGAGGAAAUCAUGAACGAAUGCCAGAUGUGGUGGACUAUUACUGGCAACUUUGGCAACAUUCUACCAAUUGACUGGUCGAAAACAUACGCGCGUCAGAUGCACGUUCCGGCAUUGAACCUUGGCAUGCGUAAACCAGGCACACCGGAUGAUGAUCUGCUUCAGGAUCUUAGCUCGGAAGAUGAAGCGGUUGCAAACGAUCUUGACAUGCAUGCGCUCAUACUCGGUGGGCUGCACGCAGACAACGAACCGAUCAAAACGGCCGACGAAGUGAUCAAGGAGAUCGAUGACAUCAUGGACGAAACUGGCUCGGAAGAUGGGCAGCUCGAUAAUGAGGUGAUUGAAAAGGCGAAGGAAGUGCUCAGUUCCCCAUUGUACGAAGAGAAGUUGCGUUCCCUAUCGAUUACCCAGCUGAAUGAGCUGUACAUGGAGAUGGAGGUACUGAUUCGUGAGUUUUCCGAGACGCUUAUCUCGGAGCUAGCGCUGCGCGAUGAGUUGGAGUAUGAGAAGGAGCUGAAGAACACGUUCAUUUCGUUGCUGCUAGCCGUACAGAACCGUCGCCGUCAGUACCAUGUAGAAAAGAAGAAGGGAAAAGCAGGUAGCAAGGGUCCUACGGGUGCAGCAAACAGUACGGGUAUGGAUCCUAAGUAUCUCACCACAGUUAUUCCCUACCAGCUAAACAGUACACCCGAUAAUCAAACACUCCAAGUGUUGAUCAAAAUACUGAAAGCGAUUAAUGAAGACAGCCCUACCGUUCCUACACUUUUGACGGAUUACAUUCUGAAGGUGCUGUGUCCGACGUAAGCGAUUGCCAUCGGGCCUCUCCGACCAGGAUCGUCUGCUUUCCAUGACGCUCUUACAUGUAUCUGGACGCAGUUGGGCCGUUAUUGGAUGUAGGUAAUUUGUACACGAUUUCCAAGCUCUCAUAAUGCUAGCAGAAUAGUUUCAAAAUAAGAACACACAAAAAACAAUACCUAACUUUCGGUAUCAAAAGCGCAAAGAUUAUUGUAGUGUACCCCGGUAGCGCCAGACGGUCGGAAAAGGAAAUGGUAAUCAGGAUGCUAUUUAUCUAGUGUAUAGAAAAUAGGUGCUUCCGGUAAGUGUUGCUUGCCGGGAACGCUACUUUCUUCGUUAUCGUCGUACAGCAUCUUUUAGCGCUGAUUAAUGUGAUUUAUAGUUUGGUUGUGUUUUUAUUUUCACAACAGCAAAUGCAAAAAGAAAACAGAACAUCGUCGCAAACGAUGGCACCGAUGCGAUGGUUUUAUAAGCCCGCCAUGUAUGCAGACAGGCAGGAAGGGGUAGAGCACAUCUGCAAAUGACACACACCUACGUGCAAUGCAAUACUGUAAUCAAAGUUUAUAAUAUUUUAUCUCGCCAGACACGUAGCAUACAGUGUCGUAACAAUUUUCUAACACCCUUUAUAUAAGGUAAUACAAAAAAAAGAAAACAAAAAAAAAGCUGCGCACAUAGGACUGUAGGACCGGGUUUAAUGCUUCUACGAGAAACAUAGGCUACAUUUCUUUACCCCGGAAAGGGAAAUACAUUUCUUUACCCCGGAAAGGGAAAUACUAUAAUACUCCACUAAUUUAUUGUGCUUUUACGCAUGGAAACAAAAAUAAUGCUGCCCUUUUAUCUGUUCGAAUUUUUCACCGUAUAGCAGCAGCCUGACAUUACACACGAAAGUUUUCAUACAUACUGUGAAGCUCAACUAGCAGCGAGCUAUACAGUAACAGUCUCAACCAUUCCAAUAUAGUCCGGCAGGGUAAGCGCCAUCAGGCCGUUGAAUGGUCCGCCGACGUGAUGUUGUUGAGUUUGUGAUCAUUCCCCUGAGGCAAAGGCAAAGGGCGAUCAGAUCUUACAUCAGUGCACACAUCAGCACUGAGGUUCGGUUCCCAUUUGCGGUGCAAUUGAAUGUCCCUUCUGGGUGCUCGCCGAAUAAGUAACAUAUUGCCAUUCUGGUUAGACUGCAGAGAAGAACAGAAAGUCACGGAAACAUGUAGCCGAAUGUAGCUAAGGUUUUAGCUUGCUUUCGUGGAGAAUUUAUUUCUCUUCGCAUAACGCUAGUCAUACGAUGUGUUGAAAUGUGCGGCACUGUAUCGGAAAUCGACAGCCGAAAGCCAAACAAGCUGUGUGUUUUAGUCCGCUAUAACGUGUUCAGGUAUUUUUAAUUAUACGAUUUGUGUUGGUUUCUUUCCUUGUUGUAGUUCCUUUGGUUUUCGUUGUUGUUCGUUGGGCUUUAAGUUGAGAGCAAUAGUAGUUGUUACGGAACAGAGAGAGAGAGAGAGAGAGGCACAUAUGAUAUGAUUUUCGAUAGGCUUUAGCGUUGAACAACAACGGUGAAAAUAUAUAUAUUCAUAUUUGCUAUUUAGUAUCGUAAUAAGAGCGUAUCGUGAACGAUCUAUUCAUGAACGUGUUCACGUUGUCGUACUAUUAUUCUUUGGUAUAUCAACGUAUUUAAACGAUACAAACUCACUCUCACGUUCAUCCCACUAUUGGGGAGAUGAGAAAAAUGCCAUAUAAUUUUGAUUAAUUAUUUGUAUUAAAGAUUUAAAGAUACGCUUCGCCAACAUUUUCGCGCACUCUCUAGAGCUUCGAGAUUUGUGUAGUUCUAGUGUCUUGUCACAUACUCUUUAAAGUAUAAAAAUAAAUGAAAUCAUUAAUAGAAACGUAUUUUGCGAACAAGAAAACUGGUGAGAACACCCAAACCCAGUUAGUGGAAGAAAUAGAAGCAGACAAAGGGUAUAAUUGCGCCGGUUCCUAAAUUUCCAUAAUUUGAACUGCUCGGUGGAUUCAAAAACCGGUGGACGACAGACAGAAAAGGAAUCACAAGGAGAUAAUUGGGAUAUGUGGAAAGAAUAAGACGGUCAGUUGAAUACAGAAACCAAUGAUGGUUUUAAAAUGGAAUGUUGUAAAGAUCUCUGUGUCCGUGUGGUGGUCCAUCACUGUUGCGUGAUGUUCCUUUGCAUGCAUGUUCAGUUUAGGCUACGCAUUGUAAACAGUUGUCUCUGAAAGAUAUUGAUUUCGUCAAAUUAUUACUAUCAUGAAUGCUUACAACGGAUGGUUGCUAAUCGUAAAGGCUUCAGAAAUGAUUGAAUGCAAUUGUACAUUUUUUGUAGCUUAUCUGUAGAACAUAUGUAUUCAAUUAACUUGUAAGAUAUAAACACAAACGGAGAAAAAAAAUCGAUGCAAAAUACACAAUGCCUUCUUUCGAUCUUCUUUGCUGCUGCCGUUAUGCUGCUGGUGGAUGUGCGCAAUACGUUCGCUUUCAGUUAUACAAACGUCGUAUUUGUUUUCAUCUUACAGCAACGGUACUGAUAAUGAACAGACGAACAAUAGGAUAAGAGCAAGAAGAAGUCCGCCUAAAAAAACACACUAAUGUCUCGCAGUUUGAAGGAUCAGAAAUAGAAAACUCUUUUACAUGGCUUAAUUUUUAAAUGAAUUCCAAUCUUGUUGAUACUGAUAAGCUUCUGAAAGCACGAAGAAGAAGGAAAAAACAUUACAAAAAAACACUACAAGUCUAGAACCAUGAAAGAAGAAAUGAAAAAAAAAAAUUAAAAGAAAUAGAAAAAAAGAACAAGAUUACUAAUAACAAAGCAAAAUGAAACCAAAACAAAUGCAAACUAAAUAAUAAUUUAAAAAAAAGCCCAUACUGACUACGAAGACUUCAAUCGACAGUGAAGAAGCUCGUUACAUUGUGUAAGAAAAUAGCAAUAGAUAAUGAAAUUAUCUCGUUCACAAAUCCGACCGCAAAGGGAAUGGCGAGCAUAAAUACGUCUCCAACUCUCCCAAAGAUCGAGCGCCGAAUUGAGCGUCUGCAAUGCAAAAUGUAUGUGAGUCAGAAGCCAGCUAUAGCAAAAGGCAGAUGGAAUGUGAAGGGAUGUUCAAUUCUAGAUGAAAAAUAUAUAAAAUGAUUUAAUAUAAAUAAAUAAGAAAGAAAUAAAUUGCAAUAGAAAUAAAACGGCAUGACGGUAGCGUGCAAUAGAAACAAGAAGAUAGUGUAGUGGAAGAGAGAAUAUAAGGAAAGAUGAAGAUGGGUGACGAAGGCAGAAAAUAGAGAUGGAAAAAGAUAAGAAGGUGCAGAUAGUCAAAGCAGAAGUAGUCGAAAAGUGCACAUACGCUGAUGCGCCGAUGGUAAAACGUUGAUAAAUAAGUAUCUUAGUACAUUGGGUGUUAAUACAAAUGUCAACACGAGCCAAGUGAAAUGUAAGAACAAACAGCAAACAAAACAAAAAUACAUACCACACAUUUAAUGGGGCAAAUAAAACUGCUUGAAAUAAUCGAA